Messenger RNA from Alligator mississippiensis (American alligator), 9515 nucleotides. It is a transcript of the gene CAMK1D, whose product is annotated as calcium/calmodulin dependent protein kinase ID. The transcript has 11 exons. Gene Ontology annotation, cellular component: intracellular anatomical structure. Bases 171 to 1433 code for a protein of 420 amino acids. Gene Ontology annotation, molecular function: calcium/calmodulin-dependent protein kinase activity; calmodulin binding; ATP binding. Gene Ontology annotation, biological process: peptidyl-serine phosphorylation. Lineage: Eukaryota; Metazoa; Chordata; Crocodylia; Alligatoridae. The record is from RefSeq and is a predicted model, not a curated record.
UCUCUCUCUUUCCUCGUUGCCUUCCCCUUCCCCUUCCCCCUGCCCGCCCGCCCGCCCGGGCUCCCCCCGCUCGACGCGCGCCGUUUUGGUGCAAUGCGAAUUAUCGGCCGGCUGCAGGCGGGCGGGCGGCCCGGCCUCCCCCGCCCAUCGCCAUAACAACCCGCACGCCCAUGUGCCCGGCCCCGGCCCCGGCCCCGGCCCGCAGCCCCGCGCGGCAAGCGGAGGAAGAGGAAGCGGCAGCAGCCGGCGCCAUGGCCCGCGAGACCGGCGAGGACAGCUCGUCCUGGAAGAAGCCGGCCGAGGACAUCAAGAAGAUUUUCGAGUUCAAGGAGACGCUGGGGACGGGUGCAUUUUCUGAAGUCGUUUUGGCUGAAGAGAGAGCAAGUGGAAAACUAUUCGCAGUCAAGUGCAUUCCCAAGAAAGCACUGAAGGGGAAGGAAAGCAGCAUAGAGAACGAAAUUGCAGUCUUGAGAAAAAUCAAGCAUGAAAAUAUUGUUGCUUUGGAAGAUAUAUAUGAGAGUCCAAACCACUUAUAUCUGGUUAUGCAACUUGUGUCCGGGGGUGAGCUUUUUGACCGCAUAGUGGAAAAAGGAUUUUACACGGAGAAAGAUGCUAGCACUCUGAUACGGCAGGUCCUGGAUGCUGUAUUCUAUCUGCACAGAAUGGGCAUCGUGCACAGAGAUCUCAAGCCGGAGAAUCUGCUUUACUACAGCCAGGAUGAAGAAUCCAAAAUCAUGAUCAGUGACUUUGGAUUGUCCAAGAUGGAGGGUAAAGGAGAUGUCAUGUCUACAGCAUGUGGCACCCCAGGAUAUGUUGCUCCUGAAGUCUUGGCCCAGAAGCCCUACAGUAAAGCAGUGGACUGUUGGUCCAUCGGGGUCAUUGCUUACAUUCUGCUCUGUGGAUAUCCUCCCUUCUAUGAUGAAAAUGACUCCAAGCUUUUUGAGCAGAUUCUCAAGGCUGAAUAUGAAUUUGACUCUCCAUAUUGGGAUGACAUCUCUGAGUCUGCUAAAGACUUUAUACGGAACUUGAUGGAGAAAGACCCUAACAAAAGAUACACCUGUGAGCAGGCUGCCCGGCACCCAUGGAUUGCUGGUGACACCGCCCUCAGUAAAAAUAUCCAUGAGUCAGUCAGCGCUCAGAUCCGAAAGAACUUCGCAAAAAGCAAAUGGAGACAAGCGUUCAACGCCACAGCAGUAGUGAGACACAUGAGAAGGUUACAUCUCGGCAGUAGCCUGGACAGUUCAAACGCAGGUGUGUCAAACACCCUCAGCCUGACCAACCCACGAUCCGACGGAACAGCCAGGAAAGAUUGUAUGUCCCCAUCCACUCUCUGUAGUUUUGUUUCAUCUGCUUCUUCAGGCAUUUCUGCAGUAGGAGGAGAACGGAGACCCAGACCGACCACAGUAACAACAGUGCACACAGGCAGCAAGUGACCAGCGAAGGAGCGUAGAGACAGAAGCGGCAUGUGGGCAGGCAUAUCUACUCCGAGCGAUCUCAUCUUGCAUUGUGCACUCAGCGAAGGACUAGAAGAAAGAAGAUUUUUUUAUGGCCAUAUUUUAUACUGCAAUUCUGAAAUGUUUCAUUUAUCACAAACUGCAAUGACUCCGUGGGGGGAUGGAUCUUUACAGUCUCUGGUGCUGUAUAUAUGAGUCUAGCAAUGUUAAACCUAAUGGACACUCAUUCUUUUCUCCAGUGAUUUACUCUCUUCUUAGUGUAGGUAACAGUAUCUGUUGUAUUUUUUUUAAACUAAAAAGUCUCAACUGGAUUAUUUAAAUAGAGAGGAUUUUUGAGCAUUCGUUUUUUUUUUCUUUUAACCAGUACUUCCAGUCACAUCCCUCCUUCCCAUUUGUUGAGGGAUAGGUAAUUUGUGUAGGUAAAAAAGUAUAUUAACCUUACCAAACCGGGGGGUUUCCAAGGCAUGCCAUUUCUAAUACUAGGACUGGGUUUGGCAGCACUGUUAUUUCUUAUACAAAACCAAACUGCUUUCCCUCCCCUUCUUCUUACAGUAAGGACAGCCACAUUGCAGUGAGUUCAAUGGGGAGAAUUCUUCCUGUUUUGACCCACUCCAUGCCUGCUCUUAGCCCACAGCAAUCAGAAACUAAACUAUGGUACUUUAGCCUUGCUUGACUGAGGGGCAAUUUGGUCUGAUUUAUUUUCACUUACUGUAAAGUAAGAGCAGUUGAUGUAUUAUACGCCCCCGCUCCCUUUUAACUCACUGUAAUUUGUUCAUGUCUGUGGAGACCAUGCUGAAGGUUAGUGGCAACCAACUGGAAAACAGCUCCUCAAUGGCCUGAUUCAGCAUGUAGUGUUGUGAACCUGCAGCAUCCAUAGACUUCAGCAGGAGAGGCAGGUACACGGUGCCAUUCAGGAACAGACCUCAGUUCAGCAAAGGGAAUGAUGUGAGGUCUAAGCCUGCAGCUCUUACUCCUUUGAGCAGUCCUGAUACUGCGUGGUUAUCCCAUUCGAAGGCCCUGUGCUCUGCCAGCAGGGCGUGCAGAACCUGAGUUCUGUUCCCAUCUCUGCUACUGACUCAUUUUUCUUUCCUUGGGAAACUUAUAGCCAAAUCUUCAAAUGUGGCCACUGGCUUUUUUAGUGUCUCCAGACAUUGGGGCACCAAAAGUCAAAAUCCACUUCACAACAUUUUGGCCUUAGUUUCUCUGUCCCUCAGUUUCCCCUGUUGGAAAAUGGGGAUAAUGAUCUGUACCCAACUCUGUUGAGAUUCUCAUAUCCAACAUGAAAGAUGUAUAAGUAUUAUUAAUUCUUAUGAGGACUAAGGGCUGCAGGAUCAGACUAAAAAAUCAGCAGAGCGGAGCUGCAGAGGGCAGGUCUCUGAAAUGACACGAGCACACUCAAGGUGUCAUAAAGAUGCUCCCACUUAAAAAAUAUGCCCACACCCCUAGUUCACGUAUCAAAGCAGAAUCUCCUGGUCUUGGCUGUUGAAGUACAUGCAUUUCCCAUGUCCAGUUUCCAGUAAAAAAAUCACACACAGGGCCACUGUUACUAAUCUACAGUAAGUGCUUGAACAUCCUAGACAACAGUGUUCAGAGAUCACAGCACUGGCAAGGUUUGCAAGUCAUGUCCAGAUCUCUAACAGGUCAUUCCCAAAAUUUAGUCCUAUGAAAAAGGCAGAAGGUAGCUUCAUGAGGAACAGGCACAUUUUAAGUCAACCUUCCCAGCCCUGUUCACCCCAAACCGAUCUAUCUCCACGUACUAUGUGGAGGUAUGAAUCAUUUUUCUUUAAACUGUUGGUUUGCCAUAUUCAUGUUACUUACCUUCUAUAAUGAAAUGAAAAAGCCAGUUACAGAUACAUCUGAAUGUAUCCUGGUGCAAUGAGCAUGCUAUGAAAAGCCAUGAGAUGCCCACUUUUCACUGAGACAUCAAAGGCAUUGAUUGAUAUUCUGUUCCUGGGCUUGGACUUGGGCUAUCCACUUCCGUGCAGCUAGGAUUUCGCACAUUGUUUUUGAAGCAUGAGAGGCAAGAAAACCAGGUUCAUAGAUUUCAUAGACAUUAGGGCUGGAAGGGACCUCGAGAGAUCGAGUCCAGCCCACUGCACCAAGGGCAGGAAGUCAGCUAGAGUCAAAGGAUCCCAGCAAGAUAAGCGUCCAAACGCUUCUUAAAGGAGUCCAGAGUAGGUGUUUGCACCACCUCCGGCGGCCGUCUAUUCCAGGCCUUGGGGGCUUGGACAGUAAAGAAGUUUUUCCUUAUGCCCAGCCUAAAACGGACUUGAAGGAGUUAGUGACCAUUGAACCUUGUCAUCCCUCGGGGCGCUCUGGUGAUCAAAAAUGGGGUGGUACUUAGUGCUGACUCUCUACAAAUUGGUCAUUUCGUUAGUGGCCCAUAAAAAGAUUGCCUCUAAUAGAUUUCAGUUUCCUCAGUAUAAAUCCAUUCAUGAUUUUCAGCAAGAUUUGGAGCAUGACUUAAUCAGUCACCUCCAGGAAGUCCAAGGAGCUCCGUGUCAUAUUACACCGAGCACAGACAUUCAGUCCAUAAUGAUAACAUAGACUCCAUGAAACAUUAGUGCUCAGUACACUUUCCAGCUUGGCUAUCCAACACUCCCGUGUAUUACCUUGUUAAGCCCUACAGAUCUGCCCAGUAUACCACAUAAACAUGCCAGGUCACCAGCUGGUAAAACUUGUGAGUAGGUCAGCUGGAUCAACUGAGCUGUUUUGGUGUUCACCAGCUGGCCCAGUAUGUUCCAGUGACAUGCCCGAGUUGUGAUAUUCAUGCCAAGAAGGUGUUAUGACUCUGUACUUAUAGUAAAUUCAAAAAGCCAUAGCUGUUCAUUUUUUAGUUAAAAUGUCUUGUACUGGUCUCAGUGAAGUUAGUGGUAAGACUCCUGUUAACUCCCAUUGUCUUACUAAAUCUUGACACAGUUCUUUCUUUAGAUCAAAUAAAAGCCCUGUAGGUUAAGGCAAGGCCAUUGCAGAAGAAGACAUUUUUCAUUUGAUUUGGGUCAACUCCCUGGCACUGUCCAAUAGGUCAACACCGCCUCGAUGCAAAAUAGUCGUAUGAUUUCAUUGAGCAAUGGCUGUCUCAUUAGGGGCUUUGAAUUAGAUUUGUCUUACUACUGCUGGUAUUCUACUAGCAUGGGCAACUUUAUCAGCACUCUAGUUAGACUAAUACCUGUUAGCGGUUUCCAAAGAGAAGGAAUACGAGUAAUUAAAAGCAAAAUGUUUCUUCCUGCCAGAAUUAUUUUGUGUAUCAAAAAGCGUGGCUGGGGUUUUGGCAGGUGCUUGUGCGGAAGAGAGAGCAGAAAUGUUUACUGUCGUCAGUCCUCCUUGUAUCUGCUCCUUUUCUUAGUCAAAUCUUUUCAGUUAUAACCAGACAAAUCUAUAAGUGGCUGGAAAGUAACAGCUUGCCAAUUAAGAUCUAAACCAGUAUUAAAAUGAAUGCAAAAGCCAGCAAUAUGUAAACGAUGAAGGGGGAUGAAAACUCCCCACAAAACAGGAAAAUACCAAAACAAGUCCACAAGGCGUCUUGCCAUGGACAUGUGGAUAAAGCCCUGCUGGUUGCUCUCUAAAGGGUAAAAUAUUAAUGGUGCAUUCAUCGCAUAGGAUCCCCAUCCAUCGGUUAUGCUUUUCUGCUGUAUUUACUUUAAUGGAUCCUGCCCCCAUCGUGUUUCUGAUGUGUAAUGUUUUUCCUGGAUUCCCUCGUUCUCGGUCUUUGCCUGUCACCUUGAUGGUUGAAUUUUUACCUCCAGAGUCGCAGAUGUUCGAUGCCAAUGCCAAUUCUCUUGUCGGAAAAAAUAAAAUCCCAGCAAACCUUGUAAAGACAAGAGUCUGCCUGGGAUCCUUCCGAGACUGAAUGUCAGUUCUCCAGAGUCAGGAGCCUAAACUGCUGACUUGGCAUUUGACUUUUUUCCUAGUGCAUCCUGAGUGUCCCACUGGAUCACCUCCUGCAACACAAACUGGAUACUGACCUUACAGCACUGCUAGCAGGGAAGUCGGGAGAUGGCAGAACAUGGACAACGAUGCUCUGUUGAGACUGUAUUAUUGCUGCGGAGCUCACGUCUCUCCUGCACUAGCUGCUGUUGUGAAGGUGCCAUCAAAAUCAUGGGGUCAGAAAAAAAAAGCUUGAUGAUUUCACCCACUUCUGGUGUGUCUGGAGCUGAAAUGAAAUAAGAAUGGACUGCUGUUUGUUCCUGAUAAGGAUUACGUGACAAUAAAAUACCUGGAAAAGUGACGAGAGCAAGGAUAAUUCUUUUAAGUGGUUCUGAAAAUAGAAACUAUUCAGCACUGAAGCCAGCUUAAAAAGAAAUGAGGAAUACCCUCUGGGCCGGUAUUUUCUGGGCUCCCCGUGCUAUUGUUGACAAGAGUCGUAUCUAAUCCAAGCUUUUGUGCUUCACAGAUCUUUCUUCGCUCUCUCCUGCCUCAUCCUUCAGUAACAACAUAAUCUUGUGAUUAAGGCAUCAUUCUCAGUUGCCAUGAUAGUCAUUGUGAUGUCAUAAGUGAAGUGUUAGAAACCAAAACUGGAUGCCAGCUUGAUAGAAAAUAGCCAAGCUCCCCAAGGGAUACAAGGGGUAGAGAUGCAGAGGAAAAUGUUUUACCCUCACACGUCUUGGAGCUGUCCCAUAGCCAGGCUAAGCAGCCUCGAGCUAAGUUACUCCAUUGGGGAGAAUGGCAGAUGGGUUUGUAUCAUCACAGAGCAACAACCUUAUACUUGACUUUCAUGCCCAGCAGAGCCCUUGGCAAACUACAGUGCAUGGUAUCGAUCACAUCCUUCCUUCUUGCUGAGGGCCUUCCAUGCCAGCAGAGGAUAGGAUGUUGACCCUUGAACUGCACCGUGGGCUGAAGUAGAAAGAAAGGAUGAGGCACAAGGAAACCAGCCUCUGCUCUAGCUCAAAUAGCUAAGUCAUUAGCCAGCAGUGAGGAUAUCCUGAAGAGGAGCAAUUGAGGAAGUUGAGUUAUAAUUGUCAGAUACAGUGAAACCUAUGGCAGGGUUUCCACCUCCUUCCAUCUCUUGUCCCUGGCAGAGCUGCAUGAAUCCUGCAGCAUGUAUGGGCUGAAGUUGCAAGCAGACACGCGUUGGAAGUUUGUGUUUGCUCUCAGCAGAUAGUCCCGGGGCUUCCUGCCCAGACAGAGUCCACUGAAGCCUUAAUUCAGCAAAGUACAUAAACACAUAACUUGAGAAGCCCCCCUUGACUUUACCAGGAUUACUGGCUUUCUUGUUUAAGUACGUGCUUUGCUGAAUUGGGCCUAAGUGAACACCAGAGCGUAUUCCUAGGAAGAGAAUUUGGCCUUCGUUAGCCUGACUGUUCACACCAGAAAUCUGAUUUUGAAGAAUUAGCCUCAUGCAAGCAAGAAACACCCCAUGCGACUACCAUGUCCAGUCAAAGUAUAGCAGAGCAGAACGAUUGCUAAGGUGAAGAAUCAUCUGGCAAAGAAUUUCAAAUAAUGGAUAAAUAAGGAAAUAAUUGCAAGCUGCUUGUACACAUUUUGUGGCCAGAAAUUCACCUGGUAAAGUAUUCAUUAUGGAUCAUUCACCCAGCAGUAGUUUUGCACUUCCCCUUUUUUUUUAAAUUAUCCCAAAUUUCCAGUUUCUGUACGUGAUCCAUGUCAGGUACGCGACGUGUGCAUUUAUUCCUUUGGCGAUCACCUAACACAAAUUUCACUGAUAUUUGACAGUUUACCCCAGGAUGUCAGUUCCUCUUCAAAUUUCACGCUGGACCGAACAUGUAUCAACCGGACCUGUCAUUAAGAAUAAGACCCUCUUAGUCACAGAAAUGAUUUUUCAGGACCUCUGCAAAAGAAGCAGGUGAUCAGAGCGUUUGCUUUUGUUUUCUAGGAGUGAGUAACAAGGUUAAAUGAACAGCUCCAACAUUGCUCCGUGCAAACAGGGCACAGGCACUCUUAAGUGUGGUGAAAACUAUUGCUGAACUAAUGAUGACAUCAAGCUUGUCCAAUAAAUGCAUGAUACUGCGCUGCAUGUGUUGAACUGUGCUGUUUCUACACUUCCCAGAGCUUUCCUUUAAGCCCGUUCUGACCCAGCCCCCUGAGGUUUGUAUCCAGCUCAGUUUUGAAAUGCCUGUGUUUAUCUGGAACGCGUUGUUACCUUGUGCUAAAUGCUAACGCUGGUGUUUUGUAUACAACCACUGCAAAGCCUGAGAAUGUAUCUUGUUCUCUGAUUGGAUGCCAUGCAGCUCUUAUGGGAAGACCCGCUAUUUAGAGGGACUCACGCCUAUGCAGCAGUCUUAUGCAUGUCAAGGUAUGGGGAAAUAAAAGGGAUUCUCCCCAGAAAAGGAUUUUUAAGAAUUGCACUUGCAGUUAAACCCCUUUGCCAGGGUCUGCUCUACCCUGAGGCUAGCCAAGGCUGCAUGUUAAUAUAGCUGGUUUUUAUUUUUUUACUUAUAAGAGAACAUCAAGCCUCAAACUGGCUCCGUCUGUUCAUAUAAUUUCUCCUUUUCCUACAAACUCUUGGGAAUUUGUCUUUUUGCACAUCUGCUGCAGAAUGCCCUGUAUCUUUGGUACCCAAAUGCUGUGAGCAUUUCGAGCUCUGCAAGUGGACCGAGCUAAUUGUGGGGUAUCUCAAAUGUGUGUGAUUUCCAAAGUAUCACGGGCCAGAUCACCCCAUUGUGUUUUUUGCUUCAAUUUGCAUUUAACCUUUCAUGGUCCCUGCGAUCCCGCCAGCAUUCAUCCUCAAAAGGGUCAACCUUAUUUUUCUUACUGCACGGGAACGAUUCUUCUGUUUGAUCGUCCCCUUGAAUCACUUUAUACAUGAUUAACCUUUCUGAGACGGGAUGAUGUUCUGAGUAACUUUGGAGCAAUCCCAUUCAACUUAUUCUUCGAGGUGAGAGAACGACGUGCCUGAUGGCUCUCGGUUUCUGUAGCAUGUAUUACAGAUCUGCAAAGGGAGCCAACUGAAAGAGCUAUGAAAUUCUUUUUCAAUCAGAAGAUGUGUUUGAUCAUUUCUUCACAGUCCAUUUCCCUGCAAAGAGCAUGGAAGCCUACACCCAACUGCGGUGUAGGAAAGGCAUAACUCCUUUCAGAGUCAUGCUUGGGACUUAGAGUUGUGCCCAAGAGCUUACCAGAACCUGACCAAGAAGGACAGAGUAGUAAGGGGGUAUGGCUUACCUUCUCCUAAGCCUCAGUUCUGCAAAGCACUUGGGCAUGUCUCCUUGAAAUCAAUAGAGCUCAUGUGUUCCUAAAGUUAAACACAAUUACAUGUAGAAUCAGGGCAGAAGGGAAACCGAGUCCUGCUGUCCUGUGUGUCCCCUGGGAGCCGUUGGGUGAAGUUCUCCCUUAGGAGGCCUCCUAAUGGCCCCCACAUUGCCUGUGCACACACAGUGAACACAGCCAAGCCUCACAAAGGCUGAAUCUUGCCUUCAGAGAGAAGCCAUGUCAGAAUUUACCAACCCGUGAUUCAUGUCCUGUUUUCGCAGCCCCGGUACCCUAAAUGUUUGAGCAGAAUAUCAAACCAGGUCAUUAGCUCCGAGAGAGAGUUAGCGUGUGACUUGUGUUUCUCUUCCAACAUGGACAGUAGCAUUCCACUAAGUGCUUGCUUCUCAUUGAGAAGCAACAUUUCAGUAAGUCUUGCUUUUUGUUAAAAAAAAUAUAUAUAUGUAUAUAUAUAUAUUUGAUUUGGGACAAAAACACCCAGGCCACCCAGAGCCAACAAACAAGAAUGAGUCCCCAAGAAGCACAUGGCUGCAAAACAUCUCUUAAUCUUUUAUUUUUUAACAAAGAUGCAAGCAUGGUUUAUAAACAAAGAAAAAAGCUUACCGUUUUAAUCCAGGAAUGUCAGUGUGCCUAAUAUUAUAGGUCUUGUGACUGAUAUAAUUUCAUAACAACAUCCUUAUCCAAAAGAAGGGAAAUUGUGUAUCUACUCCAUGCAUGUACUAAGGCAUUGCAAAAAGUUUAAUCUGCGUAAUGAGUUUGCGAUACUGCAAAUUGUUAAUGGGGCUACAUCGCAAAUGGUUCUCUGCCUUGACAAUCAUGUAUACAUAUCAAUAUUUCUAUCAUAAUGAUAAUUUGAAGGGACAACUACUUGUUUUCCUCCAAUAAAUCCAAUUAAAUCCA